Molecule: messenger RNA, 3177 nt
Organism: Phytomonas sp. EM1
Lineage: Eukaryota; Euglenozoa; Kinetoplastea; Trypanosomatida; Trypanosomatidae
Source: the annotation of a GenBank genome assembly
AUGCAUGGGUACGAUACCCUUUUGAGGGACAGUGAGGAUCUAUUUCCGAACACGAUGACUCCGGGCGAAGCUUCGUUGGAUUCCGAUACAGUAAUCCCACGCUUCGAACUCUCAUCGCUAUGGAUCGAAAAAUUAUCGAGUCUAGGGGAGCUGCAGAUUAUCUCUAUGGACUGUCAGCGUGGAGUGAUGGCAAUUCUCCUUGGGGAUGGUGUGCUAGUGGCGCACAAUAUCAACGACGAUCUGAGACUGUUCUCGGUGACGGUGAAAAACCCGUACAAAGUAUUUGUCGACCCCACCGGCAGCUUCGUCAUGGCAGCGUCGCUUGAUGGGGAAGUUUACUUGUUUGAUGCGAAAGAUGCCCGUACAACAGCACAUGUCCCGCUUUCGGUGCUAGCUCACAACACAGCGCGAUCGCAAAGCGUCUGUGUGGGGGAGUGCGUGUGUUGGUGCCUGGCGCCAACCAGCGACGCGGAUUACGCGGGCGGGCGCCACCCAAAGCACUGCUGCAUCGUCGGCUCCAAAUACGGAGGCGCUCUUGUGGAAGUUUUCUUUGAAUCGGGCCCGUCAAGCAGUCUUAAAAUGUACUGUGGGAGGACCCUUCAACUACCUAACUUCUUUCCGCCUCAGAUGCCUGUGGCGUCGGUGGUGGUGGUCCCUUCUCGUACCGAAUGCCUUCUGUGGGCCUCCUCGCCCACCCAACUCUUCCGGAGCUGCGUGAAGGGAAAGACCCCUACGGAGGUCUUUUCCGCGCUCGCGACGGGGCCGGCCGCCUUUGCGGUUGAGGAGCCUCCUCAUUACGGCUCAGUGGACCCCCGAAGCGGCGCCCUUGCCGUCUUCCGCGCCGACGCGAAACACCCCGCAAACGCCUUUGUGUGGACCUCCGCGGCCGGCGUCGUGCACGGCCUGCUCCACCAAACCAAUGGCAGCGAUGCCUUCACCCCGGCGCCGGCUGCCUCGACGCAGAAGAAAUCGGACCCCAACGGCUGCGCCUACGAGGAUUUGAUCCCCAUCGACGAGAUGAUCCGGGUGGACGUCCAGUCCUACCUUGCCACGGCGAUGGACUCCACUAACGUGCGCUUUCCCGGCGAGCUUCCCUGGAUGGUGGUGCCCACGGCCUUCCACCUGAUUUUGCUGUACAGCCACCGCUGCCUCGUGGUGAACCACCCGCCUGGGCUGCCCUGGAGAGGCCACUCGUCGGCGAUGUCGGUGGAUCACCCCAUCUCGCUCGACGAGCUGAUUGCGCGCGUGCGCUUUGAUCCUUUUCGCGGAAUGAAGCAUAUGGAGCCGCUCUGCGGGGUCGUCCGGGAUGUGGGCGAGAGGAAACUCUACGUCUUCAGCGAGUGCCGCCUGUGGGAGCUCCAGUUCGAGCAGGAGCAUCGGCAGCAGUGGCGUCUGUUCCUCGACCGAGCCCUCCGGCCGGAUUUGGCCGUAUCGCUGCGCCACCGAAUGUUCAACGCCGCCUAUAAGCUUUCCUGCUUCAACCCCGCGCAGCGCGACGUCGUGUUAUUGCUCCAUGGGCAUUUCGUCUACCAACAGGGCCAGCGCGUGAACGAGGAGAUCGCCGCCGCCUUGUGGGCGAAGUGUGAUUUGGUCGAGACGAUUUACAACUUUUUGGUCUCCCAACGACGUGAAACGGUGCUCCAUUUGUACGUUUUGAAGCGCUAUGAGUUCCUUGUCAAGCUCAUCGAGCAGGAGAACCUCUCGCAGAAAGAGCAGCAAGAACUGUUGGCGCAAUUGGGCUGCUUCGUCCUUAUCGUUUUGCAACAAAAGCUUAGUGCACCGCAUGGCAGUGAAACGGAUGUCCCAAUUGCGGAGGAUGUGAGUCGAUUUCUGCAAUACACCGCACGCCACUGCCCGCGACUGUUUAAGGAGGAAGGUUUCUACCGCACUCUUCUGCGACUGCUGGAGGAGCAGGGACCGAUAAAAAAUGCCUUGGAGCUCGCGAAACUCUCCAACCACCCACAAUACGCCGUCGCCUAUCAUGUCCAUCAUGGGAACUACCGAGAAGCGAUUGAGGGUUUGACGGCGAGCACCAUCUCGGGGAAAUCCGAUAUGGCGGAGGAGUGGUACGAGUACUCUCCCGUGUUGAUCCAGCACUUUCCGGUCGCCCUCAUUGCUGGUAUCCUGCGGGUAACCGCGAAGGAGGUCCAGAGUCGGCGCCCGCCAACGCUUCGGAUGGAGCGCCUCCUACCGGCCUUUGCUCGGUAUACCUCUCCAGAAAUGAAUGAAGACCCUUCCAAUACGGAGAACCAGGUUAUUGUUCUACUUGAGCAAUGCAUCUAUCACUUUCACUCUACUUCCAAGAUGAUCCACCACUACUACCUCUCGCUUCUGUGCGAACAAGAUACGGAGCGCCUGCUGGAGUUCCUCGAAGAGGCCCUAUUCUACGACACUGAAUACGCCAUCCGGUGCUGUUUGCAGCACAAGCAUUUUGAGGCAUGUUUUCUUUUGUACAAGCGACUCCACCUGUACGAGGACGCCAUUCGCAUUGCGUUGGAAACCUCAGAGCCGGAGCAACCGGAUGGGCAUUGGCCUGCGUUAACUCGCGUGAAGGACAUGUUGAAAGGGAUCCAAAACGAGCUCGAUGCCGAAACGCGGAAGCGCCUGUGGUCACUAACGGCACUGCUAGCGAGCAAAAAAUGCGAUCCGAAGGUCACACUCGCGUUUGUUGACGACUCCAAUGGCGUUCUCCAGCUUGAAGACGUCAUCGGCAGCAUCAGCGAUCUGGAUUCCGUACGCGAGCUUAAAGAGAUGAUCUGCCGCUAUCUCGACCAGUACUCGAUCGACAUCGCGGAGAUGAAUCAGGAAGAAGAGAAGACGUACCGUGCCAUCGAGAGCGUACAGCAGGAACUAAGAGAGCUGCAAUACAAAUACAGCUACGUGACCGUGAAGCAGCGCUGUAUCUUAUGUCGGAAAAAUCUGCUGCAGAGCUCCGAGCCGUACUUGAUUUAUCCUAAUUGCAACCACGCUGUGCACGAAAAAUGUGCUGUGGAGCGGCUCGAGCAGCUGGGCGGUACGGAGGCCUUCCUCAUGGAUGAAGGCGUCGUGCCACACAUCCUAGAAAGCGUCCACAACCUGGAGGCGUUGGCGAAGGCCGAUUGCGUCAUUUGCGGCGAAGCAGCCAUUGUUGAAAUUGAUAUUCCAAUUUGUGAAAAAGACCCAUCCUGGGCUCUGUGA